CUACUAUCAUUUUUCUCUCUCUACAUAUAUAUAUAUAUAUAUUAUAUCCUUAUGUCCAAUACACUUCGUCCCUAUUUGACGGCUGUACGCUCAUCUUUGACAGCAGCAUUAUGCAUUGAAAACUUCUCUUCCCAAGUAGCUGAAAGACAUAACACGCCUGAAGUAGAAUCUGGCAAGUCGAAGGAAGUUUUAUUGAACCCUUUGGUGAUUAGUAGAAAUGAAAAUGAAAAAGUAUUGAUAGAAUCAUCAGUCAAUUCCAUCCGUGUCAGUAUUAAAAUCAAACAAGCAGAUGAUCUGGAACGCAUUUUGUGUCACAAAUUCUCUCGAUUCUUGAUGCUUCGAGCUGAAAAUUUCGUGAUUCUGCGUAGAGUACCUGUCGAGGGUUAUGAUAUCUCCUUCUUGAUCACCAACAAACAUACCGAACAAAUGUACAAACAUAAAUUGGUGGACUUUAUUGUACAUUUUAUGGAAGAAGUUGAUAAGGAAAUCUCAGAGAUGAAACUCAGUGUCAACACAAGAGCUCGUAUCGUUGCAGAAAGCUAUUUAUCCCAGUUUGCCUAGAUAGUUUUUUUUUAUAUCGUCUACAAUAAACUGGUAUUACUCUUAUGAUAUUUGAU
Molecule: messenger RNA, 617 nt
Organism: Halteromyces radiatus
Lineage: Eukaryota; Fungi; Mucoromycota; Mucoromycetes; Mucorales; Cunninghamellaceae
Exons: 5
Coding region: 52-561 (169 amino acids)
Biological process (GO): Arp2/3 complex-mediated actin nucleation; actin filament polymerization
Cellular component (GO): Arp2/3 protein complex; actin cytoskeleton
Molecular function (GO): actin filament binding
Source: RefSeq, a predicted model, not a curated record